This is a messenger RNA of Dufourea novaeangliae, 3891 nucleotides long. It is a transcript of the gene shi, whose product is annotated as dynamin. The transcript has 19 exons. Gene Ontology annotation, cellular component: microtubule; cytoplasm; plasma membrane. Gene Ontology annotation, biological process: receptor-mediated endocytosis. Gene Ontology annotation, molecular function: GTP binding; microtubule binding; GTPase activity. NCBI's taxonomy places the organism in Eukaryota, Metazoa, Arthropoda, Insecta, Hymenoptera, Halictidae. The coding region runs from base 317 to 3010 and encodes 897 amino acids. The record is from RefSeq and is a predicted model, not a curated record.
GAUUGUGGAGAAGUCUGUGUUCUGACUUUCUCGCAGUAGGCCAGUGGCUGACGUCUUUCAUUUGUGGCAGCGUGUAAUCGCUAAUUUUUGGAAAAAAUGCGGUGAAAUUCAAUGUUGACUGACGUGCCUUCGCGGAAUCGGCCAUUUUGGUAGUGCGUAUUCCACGCGAAAACGGAUAGGAUCAUUUUGGCAACUACCCUCGACGGUUGUGCGAGGAAGUGGUGGCAGCUCGGUGUCGCCCACAGGACACAGGACAGUGGAAGUGGAACUGAAAACGAUCGUGUUCUUGGGUCAGUGAGCCAACAGCCUCGACAAAAUGGCAGGAAAUACGGGUAUGGAACAGUUGAUCCCCAUCGUGAAUAAGCUGCAGGAUGCGUUCACACAACUUGGGGUGCACAUGCAACUCGAUCUACCACAGAUCGCAGUGGUAGGUGGCCAGAGCGCUGGAAAAAGUUCCGUUCUGGAAAACUUUGUCGGAAAGGAUUUCUUACCCAGAGGAUCAGGAAUCGUAACCAGAAGACCUCUUAUCUUACAAUUGAUUAAUAGUACUACUGAAUUUGCAGAAUUUUUACAUUGUAAGGGUAAAAAGUUUGUGGAUUUUGAUGAUGUACGGAAGGAAAUUGAAUCAGAAACAGACAGGGUUACAGGCAGUAACAAGGGUAUUUCCAAUAUACCCAUUAAUUUAAGAGUAUAUUCACCAAAUGUUCUAAACUUGACACUGAUUGACUUACCUGGUCUCACAAAAGUACCAAUUGGGGAUCAACCAAUAGAUAUUGAAGCUCAAAUUAAAGCUAUGAUUUUCCAAUUUAUCAAAAGAGAAAAUUGUCUUAUAUUGGCAGUAACUCCAGCAAACACUGAUUUGGCAAAUAGUGAUGCUCUUAAACUUGCUAAAGAAGUAGAUCCUGAAGGUGUACGUACAAUUGGUGUUAUUACAAAGUUGGAUCUUAUGGAUGAUGGUACCGAUGCAAGGGAUAUUUUGGAAAACAAAUUACUUCCUUUACGGCGAGGUUACAUAGGUGUUGUUAAUAGAAGUCAGAAAGAUAUUGAAGGUAGAAAAGAUAUCAAAAAUGCUUUAGCAGCGGAACGCAAGUUUUUCCUAAGCCACCCAUCUUACCGACAUCUAGCAGAUAGAUUAGGAACACCGUACUUGCAGAGAGUUUUGAAUCAACAAUUGACAAAUCAUAUCAGAGACACUUUGCCAGCAUUAAGAGAUAGGUUGCAAAAGCAAUUGCUUACAUUGGAAAAGGAUGUAGAGCAAUAUAAACAAUUUAGACCUGAUGAUCCUGCUAUAAAGACAAAAGCUAUGUUGCAGAUGAUACAGCAGCUUCAAUCAGAUUUCGAAAGGACUAUAGAAGGUUCCGGAUCUGCACAAAUCAAUACAAAUGAACUUAGCGGCGGUGCUAAAAUUAAUAGAUUAUUCCACGAACGUUUUCCUUUUGAAAUAGUUAAAAUGGAAUUUGACGAAAAAGAAUUGAGAAGAGAAAUAGCUUUUGCCAUUAGAAACAUUCAUGGUAUCAGGGUAGGACUAUUUACUCCUGACAUGGCUUUUGAGGCAAUAGUCAAGAAACAAAUUAAUAGACUCAAAGAACCUAGUCUAAAAUGUGUAGACUUAGUUGUACAGGAACUCAGCAAUGUUGUACGCAUUUGUACGGAUAGGAUGGCACGUUAUCCUAGAUUGAGGGAAGAAACAGAACGUAUCAUUACAACUCAUGUUAGACAGCGUGAGCAGUUGUGCAAGGAGCAGUUGGUACUGUUGGUUGAUUGUGAACUGGCAUACAUGAAUACAAACCAUGAAGAUUUUAUCGGUUUCGCCAACGCGGCAGCCAGUAGCCAUAAUGCAAGUGCGCAACAGUCAUCAGAAAAUGCUGUUAAGUCUGGACGCCAUACAUUAGGCAAUCAAGUAAUACGCAAAGGAUAUAUGUGCAUUCACAAUUUUGGUAUAAUGAAAGGUGGUUCCAGAGAUUAUUGGUUUGUCUUAACAUCAGAGAGUAUUUCUUGGUUCAAAGAUGAAGAAGAACGCGAAAAGAAGUAUAUGCUGCCUUUAGAUGGAUUAAAAUUGCGUGACUUGGAACAGGGAUUCAUGUCUAGACGCCACUUGUUUGCUUUGUUUAAUCCAGAAGGCAGAAAUGUUUAUAAGGAUUACAAACAACUUGAAUUGAGUUGUGAGACACAGGAUGAUGUUGACUCUUGGAAGGCCUCUUUCCUCAGAGCCGGUGUAUAUCCUGAAAAGUCAACGGAGCAAACAAAUGGAGAAGGAGAGGAAGGAUACGAGGCUGGACAAGAAGCUCAAUCAUCCAUGGAUCCUCAAUUGGAGCGUCAAGUCGAGACCAUUAGGAAUUUAGUGGACUCAUACAUGAAGAUUGUUACAAAAACUACCCGCGAUCUGGUUCCGAAGUCAAUUAUGCAUUUGAUCAUCAACAAUGCAAAGGAUUUCAUUAACGGAGAGUUGUUGGCACACCUGUAUGCAAGCGGUGAUCAGGCUUCGAUGAUGGAAGAGUCUCCAGAAGAAGCACAAAAGCGGGAAGAAAUGUUGCGUAUGUACCACGCAUGCAAAGAGGCACUUCGCAUAAUUGGGGAUGUUUCCAUGGCAACAGUUUCCACGCCAGUACCACCUCCGGUGAAAAACGACUGGUUGGUGUCCGGCGAAAAUCCAAGUCUUGGGUUAUCACCACCAUCUCCUGGUGGACCAAGACGUGGAGUGACACAGCCACCACCUCUUUCUAGUUCUCGAGCACCACCGCCGGUUCCAACAGGUGGUCGGCCAGCACCGGCUAUCCCUAACCGACCUGGACCCGGUGGACCACCACCGGCCCGUGGUACACCUGGCCUACCGCCUCCACUAAUACCAUCUCGUGGGGGUGGUCUACAGCAGAGGAUUACGCAAGCUGCGACGCAGGCUGCGACGCAGGCCGCUGUGAACGAGCUGAUGGACGCAUUCAAGAUCAAGCGUCCCGUACCCAAUAUUCCUCCCCGAAUCCCCGACAGACCGUACUACGGCCGAUUAAACUGAGCUAGUCCAUGGAAAGCGCACGACACCUGUGCACAUCCACGCCCGAGAGUGUUUUCGAAGGGGAAUUCGUUGUGAAACGAGCCGAUGACCGGGACCGAGGAACAGUCUCAGAAGUGAAAACAGGAAGACAUCGCCAGACGCCACUCUGGGGGUGGUAAAAGUGUCCUGUAUUCCGGGUGAGAAUUCUCUCCAGGACCAGGAUACGCGUCCAUUCGGAUCCGUGUCCUCUCUGAAACGCCCGAAAAACCGUCGCCGUGAAAAAUCCUCUUCGUUUAGCGGUACGAGGAAGGAUCCGAAGAACGAGGGACAGACGAUCCAUGGAGUAGGAGGAACAAGGCUGUGCCAGAAAACACAAAACGGAAGAGAAAGAGGGAUCAAGAAAUGAAGCGGACAAUGGCCAAGCAACAGAGUACGAGAGUGAUGACGAUGGCCUCCUCUAUGUCUCUAUUGCUCGAUGAUGACAGCAGCCUGAAAUCGAAUCGAUCACUUCUAACUUCUUCUUUCUCUGACAUUUCGUCUUCUAUGUUAUUUAUAGAUAUCUAUAUAUAUAUAUAUUAUAUCGUUAGACGCGUUUAAUUUACCGUGUAGCUGCUAAGUAUUAAAUGUUGGACGCGCUCGAUGCGCUACGGGGAGGAACGGGGAUUGUAUGCUUAGCUCGUGUUCGGUGGACAAGAUGGGUUUCCCGACAGGAAGCGUGGGCUACUGAUUCUUUUCUUAGCUGAACUUCCGUUUCGUUUAGGGCUAUCAGUAUUAUAGGUAAGGACGACGCGGGAAUCGACGGUGGUUCCGAUCCGAAGGAAGUUAGGCUUUGGAAGUUGUUUUUCGUUGCUGAUCAGAAAUGUCAUCCGUGAAGUUGUUUUUUUGUUUCUUUUUUUUGGGGA